Molecule: messenger RNA, 2564 nt
Organism: Nicotiana attenuata
Lineage: Eukaryota; Viridiplantae; Streptophyta; Magnoliopsida; Solanales; Solanaceae
Product: plant intracellular Ras-group-related LRR protein 4-like
Exons: 4
Coding region: 461-2176 (571 amino acids)
Molecular function (GO): protein binding
Source: RefSeq, a predicted model, not a curated record
UGGUAUUAUUCUUUAUCUGUAUAAAUAAAUAGGCACCCUCAAGCUAAUAUACUUGUAUUUUCCAUCAAACCAAACUCUCUACAAAACUCUUCUUCUUCACUCCAUUUCCUCUUCAUAUUUUCAUACACUGUUAAAAAAGAAACCAUUGUUCUUUGCGUGUUUCUAAACAGUCAUUUUUUCACUGUAUAAAACACGAAAAAUAAGCUUUUGUUUUCUAUAUUUUGGUGUGAUUAACGUUUGUAGUAUUCUUGUCAACACUGACUGGCGCUUCUAGAAACUUCGUUAGAAAGAAAAAUCAAUAAUGGCUUUCUCAAUUACUUGAUCUGUAGUUGAUUUGAGAAAGCGAAAUUGUCUUUCUUCACUUUACUUUUGGAAACUGUGGGCGGAUUUCUGUGUGUAGGUCCUUUUUCACAUUCUGUUUAUUUUCUUUCGACCAAAUUCAUAGAGUGAUAUUGUAGAAAUGGGAUCCUUAACAAUGACGAUUGACGAGGUAGUGGAAGAGCUCAUGAAAAUUAACAAAUCUCUACCAAUAAGGCCAGGGAUUGAUGAAGUAGAAGCAGCAAAAGCGUUAAUAAAAACCGUGGAAAAAGAGGAACAAACGAGGAUGGAAAUUAUUGCUAAACAAAACAAACGAAAAGAUGUUCCAGAAGAGCUGUUCAAAAUACUGCAAGAGAUGCAGAGGAAUUUAGUUGAUUUUCAGAGUAGAGAACAGAAGAGAGAAUCAUUAAAACUGUUAGAUCUCGAGAAUGCACACUACUUGUUCGACGAAUUGAUCCAGAGAGCUUCGAAAUGCCUGUCAUCGAAUUCUCAAGCUAAUAAUACAUCUUCAGCAUCUUCAAGGAAUUCGAGUGGUUUGUCUUUGGCGAAUUCGUCGUCCUUCUCUGGCAGCAGCUUCAGUUCUCCGGCGACUGCAACAACCACUACUACGACGUCUUCGUCCAGCUUUUAUAGCGAGAAAGAGCCUGCUAAAGUGUCUGAACUAGUUACGAGAGAUGAUAGUUACUUGAAGAAGGCGAAAACCACGUUUCAAUUAGAUGGAGUUAGCUUUGGGGUUCGAUCUGGGAACGCUUCUUCAGCGCCUCAGAUUGUCGAUUCCAGUUUGAAACCCAGUACUGGUCAAGAUGGUGAAAAAUUGAGCUUGAUAAAGCUUGCUAGUUUGGUAGAAGUAUCAGCCAAAAAGGGAACUAAGGAGCUUAUUCUUCGAAGAAAAUUGUCGGACCAAGUAGAAUGGGUUCCAGAUUCGCUAGGGAAGCUAUCAAAUUUGGUGACUUUAGAUUUCUCUGAGAAUCGAAUUGCUGUGCUGCCGACUACGAUAGGGGGCCUUUCAUUUUUGCAAAAACUAGAUUUGCACGGAAAUAGAAUUGUUGAAUUGCCCGAUUCAAUAGGAGAUCUGCUUAACUUGGUCUUUCUUGACCUAAAUGGAAACAACCUGAAGUCAUUGCCUUCGACUUUUGCAAGGUUAGCUCGCCUUCAGGAACUUGAUCUGAGCUCUAACAUGUUAUCGAUGCUGCCAGAGACAGUGGGAUCCCUUGUCAGUCUCAGAAAAUUGAUUGUCGAGACUAAUGAGCUUGAGGAACUUCCUCACUCUAUUGGUCAAUGUACUCCGCUCAAGGAGCUUCGUGCUGACUAUAACCGUCUUAAAGCCCUUCCUGAAGCUGUGGGACGAAUGGGUUCUUUGGAGAUUCUGUCAGUGCGAUACAAUAACAUCAGGCAAUUGCCUACGACUAUGGCAUCCUUAACAAGUUUGAAAGAGCUCAAUGUUAGUUUCAAUGAACUUGAGUCAGUGCCUGAGAGCUUGUGCUUUGCUACCACACUGGUAAAGCUAAACAUUAGCAACAAUUUUGCAGACAUGCAAUCACUCCCUAGGUCCAUUGGAAACCUUGAGAUGCUCGAGGAGUUGGAUAUGAGUAACAACCAGAUUCGAAUUCUUCCAGAUUCGUUCAGGAUGCUUUCUCAUUUGCGCGUCCUAAAAACAGCAGGAAAUCCUUUGGAAGUGCCACCAGGAAAUAUUGUUGAGAUGGGAGCACAGGCUGUUGUGCAGUAUAUGGCUGAUCUUGCUGUCAAGAGGGACGUGAAACCACAGCCAGUUAAGCAGAAGAAAUCGUGGGCUCAGAUAUGCUUCUUUUCAGCAUCCAACAAACGUAAGCGCAACGGUGUGGACUAUGUCCAAGCAUGAUGUACUGCUGCUUGGCUAAAAACUUUUGACCCUGUAUUUAUCUGGGAAAAUUGAGCUGUGAUUUGGAUGGAAGAGAGCUGCCAUUCAUGUUGAAAUCCUCGAUUGCCAACAAAAUCAUCAGUUUUUUGGGUUGUUCCAGAUAUGCAUCUAAUCCUUAAUUACCACAUGUUUCUUUUUCCCUUUAGUUUCAUUUCCUGUAAUUCUUUCAGCCUCUUUGUUGUAUCUGCAACAUCAACAACAGUCCCAAACAAGUUAGGGACUAUCUGUAAUUUUACGUUUAUGUUCUAAAAUCAGUUGUAAAAUCGAUCUCACACGGAAGUGAAGAGGGAGAAAUAUCUGUUGUCCACUUGCCUCAUGUUAAUGAAUUAUGAGUUUACUUCUGAUCGAA